ACUAGGCAACGGCCAGGGCCAGCAGCCUUCAGUCGGUAGCUGGCAGUAGAAGGAGGAGGAGCUCCGACUACAUUCUGUCCUUGUGCCUCUUGGACUUUUUUGUGUGUUUAGGUGCCCAAUGGGGAGCAAACUGACUUGCUGCCUGGGCCCCAGCGGGGGCCUCAACUGUGACUGCUGCAGGCCAGAUGUGGGACCCUGCCAUGAGUGUGAGAUUCCUGAGACUGUGGCAGCCGCAGCACCAGCAUCCACCACUGCAAAGCCUGCCAAAUUGGAUUUGAAAGCUAAGAAGGCCCAACUCAUGCAGUACCUCAACCUCCCGAAGACGCCGAAGAUGCCGAAGAUGCCCAAAGGUUUGGACGCCCACUCCAAGCGCUGGUUAAAAAUAAUAUGGAGACGGCACGGGAUUUGGCCUCUAGAAAAUAUAGGUCCCAUUGAAGAUGCGCAGGCGUCUGCACACGGCGGUGUGGAGGAGAAUAUGACAUCAGAUAUUGAAAUAUCUGAGGCCGAGCACGACCACCAUUUGGUCGAAGAUCUCAGUGAAAGCCUAUCUGUCUGUCUUGAAGACUUCAUGACAUCGGAUCUCAGUGAAAGCCUAUCUGUCUCUCUUGAAGACUUCAUGACAUCGGGUCUCAGUGAAAGCCAAUCUGUCUCUCUUGAAGACCUCAUGACACCAGAGAUGGCAAAGGAGAGAUAUGAAGAUUACCUCUGCUGGGUUAAGAUGGCACGGUCUCGGCUCAAUUAACCCAUCAGCUCCCAGGUUCAAGGACUUCUCCGGCUUUCGUGUUCCAAGUAGCUGGGAUUACGGACGCCUGCCAUCACGCCCAGCUUAAAUCAUUUUAUGAAUGCAUAUUUCCAUCUGGGUGAAAAAAAAAUCACAAGCCUCUCUCUCUUCCUACUGAGCACCUGUGAACAGUGACCUGCAGUUUGUGGCUGCAGCCAGUCCUCAUGGAGCCUGCUGUUCUUACAUUUCAUUCUGAGGCUCACAUUCUCAGUCACCAUGCAGGAGAACACCCGCCCCAUCCUGGGUCAUUACAGAAUGGGCCAACCCAUCUGCUGCAUCUGAGGAGCUGGGUCCAGCUUCUACGGUGAAUCCAUAUAUUUCUGUAUUUCCUGGAUAAGGAAGAGCAAAGGAGCUGAGCUGGUGGAGGAAGAAGAUCUAAUAUUAACUGACUCCUUAUUUUGUACCAGGCGGAGUCUCAUUCUGUCCCCCAGGCUGGAGUGCAGCGGCGCAACUGCAAGCUCCGCCUCCCGGGUUCACGCCAUUCUCCUGCCUCAGCCUCCCGAGUAGCUGGGACCACAGGCACCCGCCACCACGCCUGGCUAGUUUUUUGUAUUAUUUAUUUUUUUAGUAGAGACGGGGUUUCACCAUGUUAGCCAGGAUGGUCACGAUCUCCUGACCUUGUGAUUGCCCGCCUCAGCCUCCAAAAGUGCUGGCAUUACAGUUGUGAGCCACUCUGCCUGGCCAGGUAAGUAUAUUUUUUAAAAAACAGCUUUAUUGAGACAUAGUUGACAUGCAAAACAAUUUACCUAUUUAAUGUGGGUGAUUCAGUGUUUUUACAUUUACAGGGUUGUGCAAUCAUUGUUAGAAUCUAAUUUUAGAAUCUUUUCAUUCCCCCUUCGAAGAAACCCCAUAGCCAUUAGUAGUCACUUCUCUCUUUUCCCCAACCCCCAUAUCCCUGGCCCUAGGCAGCCACUCAUCUACUUCCUGUUUUUCUAGAUUUGCCUACUCUGGCAAUUUCCUUUUUUUUUAAAUUUAAUUUCUACUUUAAGUUCAGAGAUACAUGCGCAGGAUGUGCAGGUUUGUUACAUAAGUAAAAGUGUGGCAUGGUGGUUUGCUGCACCUGUCAACCCAUCACCUAGCUAUUAAGCCCUGCAUACAUUAGCUACUUAUCCCGACGCCCUCCCUCCUGCUUCAGCCCCCGAGAGCCCCACUGUGUAUUGUUCCCCUCUCUAACAUUGUACAUAUUCUAAUACUGCUCCCUUCCUAAUGGCAAAUCUAACUGAUGAGUCAAGGAAGAUUCUCUUGCCUGCUUUUGUCUGGAGAACCUCCCUGGCUUCAGGUUCCUGAUAGGUGUGAGGACCUGGGGUACGAUGUGAGAAACAGAUGGCUCACUGAAGAACUGUGAUCAUCUGCUAGGGUCCCUGGAAACAGCCAUAUCAUUUAGAUGGUGUGGGUUUGUGUGCAAAAGGGCUGGGAGGUAACUAGUAGUGAGUUAAUAUGUAGUGAUUGUGAGUGUGUUUGUCAAUGUGUGUUUCCCCCAGAAAAUGUGGACCCACAUGCACAACACAGUACAAGUGUCACUGUUUUUGAAUUCCUGGCCUAUAGUGAUCUUCUCACCUCGGCCUCCCGAGUCAUGUCAUCCGUCUAAUAGAAAGGAAGAAAAAAUCCCACCACCACCAUACACUUCACAUAAAUCACCUCUUUCCUCCCUCAUCACAGCUGUACUGGAAGGCCAGCUGAAUAUCCUACUUAGAUAUUGUGGGAUGGAGAGGGUACAGAAAAGAAUGAACCCAGAUUUUAACCUCCUGAAUGGAAGAGGCAAACAUGAACCCAGAAAUGGGUCCCAAUGUUGAUGCUCUGUGUUACUCAACUGUGUCACUCUGGCAUGAGAUAAGGUGUCCCCACACCAGGGAGUUCCAGCACUUAUGUGUACACUUGAAACUGUAAUGGCCUAUAAAGCAUGCCAAACAUUGCCCAUCAUCCAAGGGGGCCUCAGUGGUCACAUAACCCAGGGUAGCAAAAGAUACUGGAACAGCAGGCGUUAACAUGGGCAUUACUGUGAAACACACAUAGAAAGCCCACAGGCUUUUGGUCAGCUCACAGAUUCGGAGAAGGGUAAGAUACCACAUAGAACAGUACACAUCAGCAUCUGUUAGAGCUGGGGUCAUUCCUCAGCACUUGGUCAAAGCAGGGGAAUAUCAGGAAGAUAAUUGUAUUGUAUUUAAUAACAUGACCACCUCAAGCCUCAGAAAUGCUCCAAUCUAUAGGAGACAGACAAGGGCCAGUGCCACAUCAGAAUGCAGAGGACAACAUUGUUGUUAGCCUGGCACCCAUCACCCUCACUGGAGACCUCCUGCAUAGCUAGAGUAGUGAGGCUCAGCACUCACCAUGUGCUGACCCCCAUGAUGGACGUUUCAUUGCCGGGGGCUGGUGGGAACAUGAACAGCCACCGACUCAAUGGACGCACAGACAGUGUAAAGAAAGGGAAGACCAGAAAGAGAACUAUCACAGGGUUAGCACUCACUAUCUCUAAAUAAUAGGGAAAUGCAGCAUUUUAAGAGCUUUUUUUAUUUACUUGUCUUUGUAACAAAGGAUUAGUAAAGAUAUAAUACAAUUAUUUUGCCUACUGUUCUUUCAAUAAAUGAGUAGAGUGACAGUCAGUGCACUGGUGCUGCUUAGGAAUCCCACGAGGAGCCUUGGGGGAUGUGGACCGGGGCUGGAGCGUAUGGAGGUCGGUGGUUGACAAGCAGGGACUGAGCUGCUGCUGAGCCAUCCUCCUUGGUGGUGAAGGAAGGAAGGCAGAGAGGGGUGGAAAGAAAUGAUGACCGAGCCUUGGCUUUCCAACUAGGGGAACCUAGUCAAUGUGAAAUAGUCACCUAAAGAAUAGGUUAAUACAAAAAGACACAGUAACAACUUCAUUUAAGACAUAAAUAAGAAAUGUCACCUCUUGCUCAGCCUUUCUAUUCCUCACAGCAUUUGACUCAUCUGUAUACUUUACUCCUGCCACCUCUCUCCUUCACCAACCUUUUCUAGGAAAGGCCUCAGAGUUCAUCCUCCACAAGCCAUCUUUAGCAUAGAGAGUGGGGCAGGGCUUGUUCCUCUGAAGUUAGACCCUGGCCCAGCCACAUGUGACACUCAGUUGUGGUAGGAAGCUGGGAAGGAAAAAGCUAAUGACAUCUAACAAAUGUUAGAUAUCUUCAGAUAAUGUUACUAGAGAUAGGAAAUGCCAUGUUUAUGUGGAAACUCAGUCUCUCUUCACUUAGCCUAGUCAUAGUUUCUAUGUGCUCUGCUCAGGAAAUCCUGUAAAACGCAAAGGGUACAACAGGUUUGCUUGAGGGACUGAGCAUCAGGCUGAGCUCUUGGCUUCCUUCCUAGGAGGAUAAAGGGUAGGUCAAGCUUCACAAGGUUGGGGAAGACAAACUCAACACUGGGACAGGAGAAUCUCCAUCAUGCCCUGUUGAUGCUACUGUUGAAAUAGGUUUUUGUUUGCUUCUGAAAACCUUCACGCGCAGAAAGCCAAGGUAGUUGCUUUAAGUCAUGAUGAAUGUGAAUAAAAUGGACCACAUGAUGAUUUGAGGUUUCUUUUGGAGCAGGCAUUCUAUGGAAAUACAUUGCUUUUCAGUAGAAUUUGAUUGUCCUGUAUGUGUCAGUAUCUUUCAAUGAACAAAACAGAACAAUAAAACUGUUUGAUUUGGCAAUGUCA
Molecule: messenger RNA, 4424 nt
Organism: Pan troglodytes (chimpanzee)
Lineage: Eukaryota; Metazoa; Chordata; Mammalia; Primates; Hominidae
Gene: C22H22orf42
Product: chromosome 22 C22orf42 homolog
Exons: 8
Coding region: 119-742 (207 amino acids)
Source: RefSeq, a predicted model, not a curated record